AUGUCUCAAGACCCAUCUAGCCUGGCAGAGAAGCCCGGGGGAGGGAGAGGAGGAAAGCCCAGAGAGUCAGGAAUGACUCAUUCUCAGGGACUGUUGACCUUCAGGGAUGUGGCCAUAGAAUUCUCUCCGGAGGAGUGGGAGUGCCUGGACCCUGCUCAGAGGGCCUUGUACAGGGACGUGAUGGUGGAGAACUACAGGAACCUGGUCUUCCUGGAUAUCUUUACCAGAUGUGUGAGCAAAGAAUUACCACCAAAAGAAGACAUUAAUAAUGGAGAAUUAUUCCAAACAUUAAUUUUCUUGGAAAGACACAUAAGACAUGAGUUUGAGGAUUUUGAUUUGAGAAAAAUCCAAGAUGUGAACAAAUUUGAGACUCAGUGGCUUUAUGAAGAAAAAAAUUACGUAGAAGACACUGCAACCCAUUACAAAAAUCUCGCCUGUAGAGAACAUCAACAACAUCAUAAAUUCUGUAAUCAUUUUCCUGUAAAGCGCAAUGUUUCCAUAGGAAGAAAUACAUCUGAAUAUUACAAACAUGAUACGGUGAGUAAGGCACUAAAAAACAAGGUAAGUUAUUCAGGAAGCAAGUAUACAAACUGUUUGGACAGUACACUUGAAUUAAGCUUUCAUUCACAUCUGACUGAACUGCAGAGAUUUCAGACCCAAGAGGAAAUUCAUGAAAGUAACCAAGUUGAGAAGCCUACCAAAAAGACUUCAGUUUCACUUCAAAAAAUUCCUUCUAGUGUCAAAACCAACAUUUUUAAUAGAUAUGGGAAGGUUCUUAUGCAUCCUUCAUCACGGACACAACACCAGAAAACACCCAAAAGAGAAAAACCUUACAAAUGUAAUGAGUGUGGGAAGGCUUUUAGCCAUUGCUCAACCUUAGCUAAUCAUCAAAGAAUUCAUUCUGAGCAGAAACCUUACAAAGGUAAUGAGUGUGGCAAAGCCUUUAAGAGGUUCUCAAACCUUACGAGGCAUCAGAGAAUCCAUGCUGGAGAGAAAACAUAUACAUGUAAUAUAUGUGGUAAAGAUUUUGCCACACAGUCACAUCUCUGGGGUCAUGAGCGAAUUCAUACUGGAGAGAAGCCUUACAAAUGUAAUGAGUGUGGCAAAGCCUUUUCUGAUGGUUCAUAUCUUGCUCAACAUAAGAAUUUCCAUUCUGGACAGAAACCUUAUAAAUGUAAUCAGUGUGGCAAGGAUUUUGCCACGCGUUCACACCUCUGUAUUCAUAAGAGAAUUCAUACUGGAGAGAAACCAUUUAGAUGUAAUGUAUGUGGUAAAAAUUUUAUGAUACCUUCACAGCUUUGGGGUCAUGAGCGAACUCAUACUGGAGAGAAGCCUUACAAAUGCAGCGAGUGUGGCAAAGCCUUUUCUAGUGGUUCAAAUCUUGCUCAGCAUAAGAGAAUCCAUUCUGGAGAGAAACCUUACAAAUGUAAUCAGUGUGGUAAGGAUUUUACCACACGGUCAUACCUUUGGAGUCAUGAGAGAAUUCAUACUGGAGAGAAACCUUACAAAUGUAAUGAGUGUGGCAAGGCCUUUAUCAGAAGUUCAAAUCUUACUCAACAUAAGAGAGUUCAUGAUGGAGAAAAACCCUAUAAAUGUAAUGUAUGUGACAAGGCCUUUAGUCAGAAUGCAAGCCUUACUGUUCACCAAAGAAUUCAUACUGGGGAGAAACCUUAUAAAUGUCAUGAAUGUGGCAAAGCCUUUAAGCACUACUCAAGCAUCAAUAAUCAUGAGAGAAUUCAUACCAGAGAGAAACCUUACAAAUGUCACGAGUGUGACAAAUUCUUUAAGCACUGUUCAAGCCUGAGUAGACACCAGAAUAUACAUAGAAUGAAAUAUAGAUGUAGAGGUUGUGGUAAGGCUUUUAUUAAAUGGAGUACCCCAUUGACACAACACCAAAAAACACCCAAAAGAGAAAAACCUUACAAAUGUAAAGAGUGUGGGAAGACUUUUAGCCAUUGCUCAACCUUAGCUACUCAUCAAAGAAUUCAUUCUGAGCAGAAACCUUACAAAUGUAAUGAGUGUGGCAAAGUCUUUAACAGGUUCUCAAACCUCACGAGGCAUCAGAGAAUCCAUACUGGAGAGAAACCAUAUAAAUGUAAUGUAUGUGGUAAGGAUUUUAUGAUACGUUCACACCUUUGGGGACAUGAGCGAAUUCAUACUGGAGAGAAGCCUUACAAAUGUAAUGUGUGUGGCAAAGCCUUUUCUGAGUGUUCAAAUCUUGUUCAACAUAAAAGAAUCCAUUCUGGAGAGAAACCUUAUAAAUGUAAUCAGUGUGGUAAGGAAUUUAUCACCCGUUCACACCUUUGGGGUCAUGAGAGAACUCACACUGGAGAGAAACCUUACAAAUGUAAUGAGUGUGGAAAGGCCUUCUCCGGGAGUUCAAAUCUUACUCAACAUAAGAGAAUUCAUGCUGGAGAGAAACCAUAUAAAUGUAAUGUGUGUGACAAGGCCUUUAGUCAGAAUUCAAGCCUUACGGUUCAUCAGAGAAUUCAUACUGGGGAGAAGCCUUACAGAUGUCAUGAAUGUGGGAAAGCCUUUAAGCAGUAUUCAAGCCUGAGUAGACACCAGAAUAUACAUAGAAUGAAGAUAAAGAUGUAGAACCUGUGGUAAGGCUUUUAUUAAAUGUUCUCACAUUUGGAGUCAUGAGGGAGUGCAUACUGCAAAGAAA
Odobenus rosmarus divergens (Pacific walrus) is the source of this 2668-nucleotide messenger RNA. RefSeq names its product zinc finger protein 616-like. NCBI's taxonomy places the organism in Eukaryota, Metazoa, Chordata, Mammalia, Carnivora, Odobenidae. Gene Ontology annotation, biological process: regulation of DNA-templated transcription. The record is from RefSeq and is a predicted model, not a curated record.